AAGGCUGCAGUGUGAAGGGUGUUGUCUUACCUCUCGCAGACUUUCCCACUCCCAGCCUGAUUUCCCCACUGGACCCUUCUCCUUCUGAACCAGCAUCCUGCCUGGUUUGAGCAGUCAUGGCCUCACGGGUGAAUGAUCAAAGCCAGGCUUCAAGGAAUGGGCUGAAGGGAAAGGUGCUAACUCUGGACACUAUGAACCCAUGUGUGCGGAGGGUGGAGUAUGCAGUUCGAGGACCCAUUGUGCAGCGUGCCUUGGAGCUGGAGCAGGAGCUGCGUCAGGGUGUGAAGAAGCCGUUUACUGAGGUCAUCCGUGCCAACAUUGGGGAUGCACAAGCCAUGGGGCAGAGACCCAUCACCUUCUUCCGCCAGGUCCUGGCCCUCUGUGUCUACCCCAAUCUUCUGAGCAGUCCUGACUUCCCAGAGGAUGCCAAGAGAAGGGCAGAACGCAUCUUGCAGGCCUGCGGGGGCCACAGCCUGGGUGCCUAUAGCAUUAGCUCUGGAAUCCAGCCGAUCCGGGAGGAUGUGGCGCAAUACAUUGAGAGAAGAGACGGAGGCAUCCCCGCAGACCCGAACAACAUAUUUCUAUCCACAGGGGCCAGCGAUGCCAUCGUGACAAUGCUCAAGCUGCUGGUAUCUGGCGAGGGCCGUGCACGAACGGGUGUACUCAUUCCCAUUCCUCAGUACCCACUGUACUCAGCUGCGCUGGCUGAACUGGACGCCGUGCAAGUGGACUACUACCUGGACGAAGAGCGCGCCUGGGCUCUGGACAUCGCAGAGCUGCGGCGCGCUCUGUGCCAGGCACGUGACCGUUGCUGCCCUCGAGUACUGUGCGUCAUCAACCCCGGCAACCCCACUGGGCAGGUGCAGACCCGUGAGUGCAUCGAGGCCGUAAUCCGCUUUGCUUUCAAAGAGGGACUCUUCUUGAUGGCUGAUGAGGUAUACCAGGACAACGUGUAUGCCGAGGGCUCUCAGUUCCAUUCAUUCAAGAAGGUGCUCAUGGAGAUGGGGCCACCGUAUUCCACGCAGCAGGAGCUUGCUUCUUUCCACUCAGUCUCUAAGGGCUACAUGGGCGAGUGCGGGUUUCGUGGUGGCUAUGUGGAGGUGGUAAACAUGGAUGCUGAGGUGCAGAAACAGAUGGGGAAGCUGAUGAGUGUGCGGCUGUGUCCACCAGUGCCAGGCCAGGCCUUGAUGGACAUGGUGGUCAGUCCGCCAACACCCUCCGAGCCGUCCUUCAAGCAGUUUCAAGCAGAGAGACAGGAGGUGCUGGCUGAACUGGCAGCCAAGGCUAAGCUCACGGAGCAGGUCUUCAAUGAGGCUCCCGGGAUCCGCUGCAACCCAGUGCAGGGCGCCAUGUAUUCCUUCCCUCGAGUGCAGCUGCCCUUGAAAGCGGUGCAGCGUGCUCAGGAACUGGGCCUGGCCCCUGACAUGUUCUUCUGCCUGUGCCUCCUGGAAGAGACUGGCAUCUGCGUUGUGCCCGGGAGUGGCUUUGGGCAGCAGGAGGGCACCUAUCAUUUCCGGAUGACCAUUCUGCCCCCCAUGGAGAAACUGCGGCUGCUACUGGAAAAACUCAGGCACUUCCAUGCCAAGUUCACCCAUGAGUACUCCUGAAGCCACUGCUAGGGCCACACUGGACAGUCUCUGACGCAACAAACCGAGGGUCCUUGGGAGCCCUCAGUAUUUCUGAUUUCGUCUAGGGUCUCGGUAACUGUCCCUGCGAGUCCCUAAUAAAUCUGAUGUCAGCCCGAUUUGAAGUGGCUGCCUGGGUGACCCCA
Molecule: messenger RNA, 1771 nt
Organism: Rattus rattus (black rat)
Lineage: Eukaryota; Metazoa; Chordata; Mammalia; Rodentia; Muridae
Gene: Gpt
Product: glutamic--pyruvic transaminase
Exons: 11
Coding region: 117-1607 (496 amino acids)
Biological process (GO): biosynthetic process
Molecular function (GO): L-alanine:2-oxoglutarate transaminase activity; pyridoxal phosphate binding
Source: RefSeq, a predicted model, not a curated record